GCCCGAGAGCGCGCCGAGGCUCGGUGCGCCGAGGUGGACGCUGCGGCCGCGGGAAGUGAAUUCUGUCCUCUCGCGGCCUCUCGGGUCUCAGUUUCCUCCAUUCCCGCCCACCGGUCGCGGAGCCGAGACCUAGUGAAGGUGGCGUCAAGGACUCCAGAGCGGCUGGGGCUGGGCCGUGGCUGCGUGGCUGCUCUUUCUGUCUGGGAGGGCACAGAUGGCCUUUUCUAAUCUUCCCAGGGUGUGGACCCCUCGUCUCUUCCUGCACAGGUCUGUGGGUUCUGGCACCAUCUGAGCCCCCUGGCAAUCCCUGGCACCUCUGCUUUGGAGCCACCUUGUCCCCGGUUAGACAGUGUCACAUUUUCCAGUGCCGUUUUGGAAAGAUGCUGCCUUUGGAGAAGGCAUUUGCCUCCCCCAGGAGCUCCCCAACCCCCCUGGAUGUGCCCACGCCAGGGUCAGCAGCUGGAGCCCAGCAGGAAGAACCCGAGACCAUCCCUGAGAGGACCCCUGCUGACCUGGAGUUCUCCCGCCUGCGUUUCCGAGAAUUUGUCUACCAGGAGGCUGCCGGGCCCCACCAGACCCUGGCCCGCCUGCAUGAGCUGUGCCGCCAGUGGCUGAUGCCUGAGGCGCGCUCCAAGGAGCAGAUGCUGGAGCUGCUGGUGCUGGAGCAGUUCCUGGGCAUUCUGCCUGAUAAGGUCCGGCCCUGGGUGGUGGCACAGUACCCUGAGAGCUGCAAGAAGGCAGCCUCCCUGGUGGAGGGCCUCGCUGAUGUCCUGGACGAGCCAGGGAUGCUGCUGGGCUCCCCUGCGGGCUCAUCCUCAAUUCUUAGUGAUGGAGUGUACGAGAGGCACAUGGACCCUCUGCUGCUACCAGGCGAGUUCGAGAGCCCCAGCCAGGCCCGCGGAGCUGGGGAGAUCCCAGCACCUUCUGAGACACCCUGGCUUUCUCCAGACUCCCUGUUUCUGGAACAGAGGAGGGUCAGAGAAGCAAGGACCGAAGAGGCCAGCCCUGCCAACACCGAGCAGAAGCUGAAGUCCUUUCCAGAGGAGCCUCAGCACAUGGAGGAGUGGGGCCACCUGGACCCUGCCGAGGAGAACCUGAAGAGCUACCGGAAGCUGCUCCUGUGGGGGUAUCAGCUUUCCCAGCCUGACGCUGCCUCCAGGCUGGACACUGAGGAACUCCAGCUGGUGGAAAGAGAUUCACAAGGAAGCGGCCUCCCAGACGGGAGGCGGCAGGAGACCGCUGGGUGCGCCUGCGAGGAGGCCGCCCCCGCGCGGGUGGUGCCUGAGCUGCCUGCGGAGGCGCCCCCAGGGGACGCCCCUGCCGAUCCCCCGUCGGGCACCACUGAGGAGGAGGAAGAGCAGCCUGGGAAGGCCCCGGACCCGCAGGACCCCCAGGACCCCCAGGACCCCCAGGACCCCCAGGACCCCCAGGACGCGGAGUCUGGCUCUGCCUCCGACUCGCAGAGGCAGCGCAUCAUCAAGCAGCCUGCCCCGGACACGGACACGGGCGCGGCGAGGCUGGGAACCAAGAGGCCGCACCCUGAGGAUGGCGAUGAGCAGAGCCUCGAGGGCGUCUCCGGCGACGGGCAGAGCCUCGAGGGCGUCUCCGGCGACGGGCAGAGCCUCGAGGGCGUCUCCGGCGACGGGCAGAGCCUCGAGGGCGUCUCCGGGGACGGGCAGAGCCUCGAGGGCGCCUCCGGCGACGGGCAGAGCCUCGAGGGCGUCUCCGGUGACGGGCAGAGCCUCGAGGGCGUCUCCGGUGACGGGCAGAGCCUCGAGGGUGUCUCCGGUGAUGGGCAGAGCCUCGAGGGUGUCUCUGGCGCCGGCCACAGCGCAGGGCUCGCGGCCGGGCAGGGCCCCGGGGCUGACGAGCUGGGCUUGUCCCGCGGGAAGCCCUACGCCUGCGGCGAGUGCGGGGAGGCCUUCGCGUGGCUUUCGCACCUCAUGGAGCACCACAGCAGCCAUGGCGGCCGGAAGCGCUACGCCUGUCAAGGCUGCUGGAAGACCUUCCACUUCAGCCUGGCCCUAGCCGAGCACCAGAAGACCCACGAGAAGGAGAAAGGCUACGCGCUGGGGAUCGCCCGGGGCCCCCAACCGUCCACCCGCGAAGCCCAGGCAGGGGCUGGGGCGGGCGGGCCCCCGGAGAGCGUGGAGGGCGAGGCUCUCCCCGCACCCCCAGAGGCGCAGAGGUGAGCCCCUGUGCUGUCCCGGAGGGGCCGCCCUGCCGGCCGUGAAUCCCAGACGAAGCAUCGGGCCCUUCCACGCCCCUGGUGGCGGCUUCCUGUGGUGUCUGUGGACGUCAUCUGCCUGUGCCCCGAAUCCGCCCCUGAGGCUAAGCGCUCCCAACGAGAAGGGUCCACGGGAAGCCCUCACCUCUGUAAACACACCCUGGGCCAGCGCUCACAUCCGAGGGGAGCCGCCGGAUGUGGAAGAAGACUCCGCUUUCCUGCAGCCAUUUAGUGCCGCCCCACGCUAGGUUAUUUGACAUUGUGCAGUGUAGAGUUGCCUUAAAGUGCGUGAUCUGCCAGUGCUUUCUUCAAGUCGCCCUUGCCCCGAUUCCUCCUGUUUGCGCUCCCCAGGGUUGCUCAAGUGGAAAUUUUGUCAAUUGUUUAGCCUUUUCGUACUUGCGUGAUGUCAACUUCACUUCUAAUCUGCAAAAGCAGAAGUUGUUUCCUAGUUUACCUCACGUGUCUUUACCUGUAUGGAGUAGCUCGCAGAGAUCACAGAAAUGCUUGCAGCGUAAGGCAGGGUUUUCAGACCGUGGGUCCCAGCCCAUUAGUUAAAAUGGGAAAUCAAUUAGCAAGUGGCCACCAGCAUUACACAGCAAUGAAUCAGAAUAAAGUAGGCCAGAAUGCAUCAUGUAGUAAAGGCAAAUACUGUUUUGUGAAACUUUUCACCCAUACAUCUAAAUGUGAGAACUGGUUGCAAUGUAAGAGAUGUAUUUCUUGCUGGGAAGUUGUGAUCAAAAUAAGUUGAAAACGCCAAUAAAGAUCUGUCUGUCUGAGCAAAGAAGACUAAACUC
Molecule: messenger RNA, 3021 nt
Organism: Macaca mulatta (Rhesus monkey)
Lineage: Eukaryota; Metazoa; Chordata; Mammalia; Primates; Cercopithecidae
Gene: ZSCAN18
Product: zinc finger and SCAN domain containing 18
Source: RefSeq, a predicted model, not a curated record